UAGAAACUUCUUACAAUUUACAUAAAUAUAUCUCACAUCCCUCACUGUAGCGCUGGCAGGUGAGGGCUUGAAGGAUUUAAAGUCUGGAUGUUUGCCGCUGCAGCACCCGCUCUUCCCGACUGCCAUGCUGUAAUUCAAAUCCCUGUUUGCUGUCUCCACUCCUUGCACAGUGUGCUGUGAAAGCUGAACAGUUUGGAGAAGGAUCUGGACAGUAAAGGGGAGACAGAAAUGGUUUUGAGCUUUGUUUUAAGGAUUGUUUAUAAACUCUUCUUGUAUAAAAUCCAUACGUCCACCUCGGAGGACGCCCAUUCCAUGUUGCCUGAGGUAACGCCCUUUUCCGCAGCCUGUCCAAAGACACUUCUGUGCAUUGGCAUAAGCACGGCUGAAGUUGCUAAUCCAAAGCGACAUCUCCAAAGUUGUUUUCUGGAUGACAAAAGCAGCACAAGAUGAGAAGCACAGGGGAGCAAGGGCAUGUCACCACAGUACAGGGGUGACAACCAAGGGGCCAUGUCCCACUGUGAGGAGCUGGGCCAAGCCUACAGAGCCAGGGCAUGGGGAAGUUCAUUCUUGCAUAGGAGAGUUGGUGUUGUGAAGCGCACAGCAUAGCAGACUCAUUUCCCCAUCACCAGACAGAGCAACUGCUCUCAGUAGAGAGAAACGUUUCCAUAAACCUUACAAAAAAACCCGCUUCUGCGUGUGACGAGCAACCGCGCUGCAUCUGAUGGCUUCGUACCGCCUAGAGCAAGAGAGCUCCGCUCAGCAGAAAUCUCUCGGCGGGCUCUGGGAGCUGGCACAGGGCCCGACUCCCCGACGGCGCUGCAAGCCUCGAAACGCCUGAUAAACGCAACGCCUGCUGAGUGAAGAUGUGGAGCGAGUAUCUGAAAACCCAACAGAUGAAACAGAAGGAGAGAUGGAAGUUCAUGAAGAUGCCAGCUCCAUUAUUUUACCAGAUAGUGAACUGGGUACUACUGCCCCUUCUUUGCGUUUCAGCAAGACCUGCCUAAAGAAUGUUUUUUCAGUAAUUCUCCUGUUUAUUUAUCUGCUGCUCAUGGCUGUAGCUGUGUUCCUUGUUUACCAAACCAUCAGUGACUUCAUGGAGAAGCUCAAGCACCCAGUGAUGUCUGUCUCUUACAAGGAAGUCUCCUUGUACGAUGCACCUGGUAUUGCCUUUUACCCAGGCAAGGCUCAGCUGCUUAGCUGCAAGCAUCAUUACUAUGAUCACAUACCACCUCUGAUAAACCCAGGUCAGCCAGGAGACAUUGAGUGCACCACUCAGAGAAUCAACUACACAGAUCCUUUUACUAAUCAAACUAUGAAAAAUGCUUUGGUUGUUCAAGGCCCUCGUGAUGUGAAGAAAAAGGAACUGGUGUUUUUGCAGUUUCAUUUAAAUGGAACAGACCAAGACUUUAGUGCCAUUGACUACCUUCUGUUUUCUUCUUUCCAAGAGUUCAUCAACAGUCCAGAAAAAGCAGAAUUCAUGAAGGACUGUGAAAGUUCAUACUCCAGCUGGAAGUUUUCCGGAGGCUUUCGAACUUGGGUCAAGAUGUCCUUGGUGAAAACAAAAGAAGAAGAUGGUAGUGAGACUGUUGAAUUCAAACAAGAGACUAGUGUGGUUAACUAUAUUGACCAGAGAACGAAACGACGAAGCGACCAGCUGUUUUUUGUGGUAUUCGAAUGGAAAGAUCCUUUUAUACAGACUGUUCAAGAUAUUGUCACAGCGAACCCCUGGAACAUGAUUGCUCUUCUUUGCGGUAUCUUUUUGGCUCUGUUUAAGGCAGCAGACUUUGCUAAGUUAAGUGUUAAGUGGAUGAUCAAAAUCCGAAAGAGACAUCUGAAGAGGAGUCUUCAAGUAAUGAACCACAUAAACUGAGACUAAGACUGGCUUUUAACUAUUUGUAGCACAAGGGAUAGAAAAUAACUGGAAUAAACUUCAGUCAGCAAUACAGCAACUAAAGAUGCAAAACAGGUAUGUUUUUUCCAGAAAAAACACAGCUGGGGGAACAGCCUGGUGAACUGGCAUGUGAACUUCACAAAGGAGCUAACUCUAGGACAGGUCUAACAAACUCAUGCUUUUCUAUUCCAAAUUUAACAAGCUUACCUCAGUAUAUGGGGGGACCAGGAAGAAAGGGGAGAAUUCACUGAUGUUCAGAAACUCAAUAACAUAGUGGUUAAGUCAGGGGCGAGGGGGGGAACGGGCAGCAUGUGAAUGCUUCUUGGAACAGGAGACCAUUUAACUUCUGCAUGAGCUACAACCUGCACCUGCCACUGUAAUGCAGUCACCUCCCUGACUGUGUUUAGUGGGAGGUGAAGCACUCAGCAAACAGUCUGUCUUCCCCUCUCCAAAGUACAUGUUAAAAUACACUGGAAUUCUAUUACAUGGCAUUUUUUAUGUAUAGUGACUUUAAUAUUAAAAAACACUUCAAAUAAGAUACUGUGUACAUUUUCU
Messenger RNA from Phalacrocorax carbo (great cormorant), 2446 nucleotides. NCBI's taxonomy places the organism in Eukaryota, Metazoa, Chordata, Aves, Suliformes, Phalacrocoracidae. The record is from RefSeq and is a predicted model, not a curated record.